Molecule: messenger RNA, 1470 nt
Organism: Dovyalis caffra
Lineage: Eukaryota; Viridiplantae; Streptophyta; Magnoliopsida; Malpighiales; Salicaceae
Source: the annotation of a GenBank genome assembly
AUGGUGAUGGGAAAUGAAGUUCCAAACAAACUUGAAUGGAGGAUAAAUGUACCUGAUGGGACAUCAGAGACAUUGCAGCCUGAAUCCGGUUUAGUCUACAGAAUCUGGAUGGGGUUAAGGGGUCUGCUAGGAGAAUUCAUAUUGAAAAUUUGGAAGUUUCUGGAGAAGGCUAGGAACAUAGCAGUGGCUGAGCCUAAAAAGGUUAUCCAUUGUCUCAAAGUAGGAGUCGCACUUUCUAUUGUGUCACUCUUCUACUAUAUGAGGCCUCUGUAUGAAGGUGUGGGAGGGAAUGCUAUGUGGGCAAUUAUGACAGUUGUGGUAGUUUUUGAAAACACUCCGGGUGCAACACUGUAUAAGUGUAUCAACAGAGCAAUAGGUACUUUCCUUGCUGGAUCACUUGGUGUUGGUGUUCACUGGGUUGCAAGUCACUCAGGACAUCAACUAGAGCCCAUAAUUCUUGGAAUAUCAGUUUUCGUUCUUGCUUCAGCAGCAACCUUUUCGCGGUUUGUGCCAUCUGUUAAAGCCCGAUUUGAUUAUGGUGUUGUGAUCUUCAUCCUGACCUUUAGCUUAGUGUCAGUUUCUGGUUAUCGCGUGGAUGACUUGAUUGAUAUUGCACACCAAAGGUUAUCCACAAUUGCCAUUGGGGCCUCCCUUUGCAUUCUCAUAAGCAUGCUAUUCUAUCCCAUCUGGGCUGGCGAAGAGCUUCACAAUUUGAUUCAUCGUAACCUGGAAAAGCUUGCUGAUGCCUUGGAUGGAUGUGUCGCUGGGUACUUCACAGACAGCAGUGCUGGAGAUUCUUGUAAGAAAAUGGAAGGCUAUAAAUCCGUUCUUAAUUCUAAGGCAGCUGAAGAUUCUAUGGCUGGCUUUGCAAGAUGGGAACCCGCACAUGGUCGUUUCAACUUCCGGCAUCCAUGGAAGCAGUACUUAAAGGUUGGGGCUUCAUUGCGAAGCUGCGCUUAUUGCAUUGAAACUCUCAAUGGUUGCAUAAACUCAGAAAUCCAGGCACCUGAGCAUCUAAAGAGGCAUCUCAGUGAUGUCUGCAUCACAUUGAGCUCCCAUGCUUCACGUAUCUUGAAAGAAUUGGCUAUUGCAGUUAAGACCAUGAGAAAAUCAUCAAAAAUAGACUUCUCAAUUGGAGAGAUGCAAUAUGCAGUACAAGAACUUCAAAAUGCCUUGGAAUCUCUUCCUAGCCACCCUUUUGCUAUGCCAUCCUCAACAUCGGGUGGAGAUGCAAAAACAGAGUCCAUCAGAAAAACAGCCACACCAUCUGUCAUGGAGAUUCUUCCACUAGCAACAUUAGUAUCCAUGCUAACAGAAACAGCAGCAAGAAUCGAAGAAAUUGCUGAAGAAGUUAAUGAGCUUGCAAGGCUAGCAGACUUCAAGCCUCCUGCCAGCAAAAAGGCUAACCAAAGCCAACCCAGUAACAAAGUAGAUGAGACAAAUGAAGAAGGCACCAAAGGUCUGGGAUAA